This is a messenger RNA of Clonostachys byssicola, 1746 nucleotides long. The record is from the annotation of a GenBank genome assembly. Lineage: Eukaryota; Fungi; Ascomycota; Sordariomycetes; Hypocreales; Bionectriaceae.
AUGUCCCAACACAUUGAUCUUGCUGAAUUCCUCUUCAGGCGCCUCUAUGAGGUCGGCCUACGGGCUGUCCAUGGUGUGCCUGGAGAUUUCAAUUUGACCGCGCUCGACUACAUCAAACCGGCUGGACUCGAUUGGGUUGGCAACUGUAACGAACUCAAUGCUGGGUACGCAGCAGAUGGAUACGGUCGGAUCAAGGGAAUUGGGGCACUGAUAACGACAUACGGCGUGGGUGAGCUUUCAGCAAUCAACGCCAUUGCGGGAGCCUACGUGGAGCGAAGCCCUCUCGUUCACAUCGUGGGAACUCCGGCGCGUGCUCUGCAACAGCGCGGCGCGAAACUGCAUCAUUCGCUUUGCAAUGGCAGCCCAGAUGACUACUCCGUCUUUGCCGAGAUGUGUGCCAAGAUCACCGUGGCCCAAGAAAACUUGAUGGAUGCGUCGGCGGCAACAUACCAGAUCGACCAAGCGCUGAUCACCUGCAUUCAGCGCAAGCGCCCAGUGUAUAUUCAGCUCCCGGCGGACAUGGUCGAAGCGAAAGUGCCACUCUCGGCGCUUUCAAGGCCAUUAGACACAUCCCCCAGCCCCAAUGAUGCCGAUGCUGAGAAGGCUGCUGCCGAUUUGAUCAUUUGGAGAAUCAGUCAAGCAAAGCAACCGUUCAUUCUUGUUGAUGCGGGUGCUUCACGUUAUGGUAUGGCGGCAGAGACGAAUGCUCUCGUCCAAGCGACUGGGUUUCCCACCGCCACAACCCCAUUCGGAAAAGGCAUCGUGGAUGAGACGCUGCCAAAUUUCCACGGAGUAUAUGGCACCGUGGGGGAUCAUGUUUAUGUCCCCUGGGUAGAGAAAUGCGACCUAGUUCUCUACAUUGGCCCGUUCCAGAACAACGUGAAUACGUACUAUUUCAAAACAAUCCCGGAGCCAUCCAAGACAGUCACCCUGGAUGAAGACUCUGUGGUGAUCGGUAGCUUGAACAAUGAGGCCCAGAAAUGGCUUUUGCACCCCGCAGGCGUUCUUCGUCAAGUCCUUGCUCAACUGGAUCCCAGCAUGCUUACCCAGUACGCCGAAUACCCGGAUCUGCCCAACUUACGGGCUCACCUGGACAACUUGGCUGCCCCUCAACCUUCUGACCUCCUUACACAAGACACGUUCUGGAGGCGGAUUUCUAAGUUCUUUGAGCCCGGAGAUAUCAUCAUGACUGAGACUGGUACCCCCAGCACCGGCGGUCGUGACUUUGUGUUACCACAACAGACGACCCUGGUCAACUCGGGUGUUUGGCUCUCUAUCGGCUACAUGCUCGGAUCCUCGCAAGGAGUAGCUCUCGCCCAGCGAGACUUGGCAGCCGAGGGGUCUCGAACGGGCAGAACUAUCCUGUUUGAGGGUGACGGUAGUUUUCAAAUGACUGCUCAAGAGCUCAGCACUAUCAUCCAUAAAAGACUCGACAUGAUCAUCUUCCUGAUAAAUAACGACGGUUACACAAUCGAAAGGCUUGUUCAUGGCAAAGACGAAGUGUACAACGAUAUCGCGCCCUGGCGCUACCUCGAGGCUCCUCACUGCUUUGGAGCACCUACAGAUGGCUCGUACAAGACUACGACGGCUCGAGCGUCCAAUUGGGGGGAACUCAUGCAGAUCAUCUCCAAUGACGACUUCAAAUACGGUUCCGGACUUCGUAUGGUUGAAAUAAUGAUGGAUAGAAUGGAUGCACCGGUGAUUUUAAAGCGUCUAUUAGAGAGUUACUCUGCCUCUGCGAGUUAG